GGAGGGGAUUAAUGUGAUUCCUCUUGUCAAGAGUCCCUUUUCUGCAGCUGAUAUGCCUCAACGUACCAAAUUUAUGUAGUCGUUACAGCACUUGAUCACUAUAACUCAAACUCGUAGAAUGACUUCCAAGCCGGAGAUCACGUUGGAACACUUUUAUAUUUUUAAUGGCACUUACGCAAAGAAGGAAGGAGAGGAGGAAAAGAAGAUAUUGUAUUACUAUCCGGAAAAGGAUCUGGAUGCUCAGAUCAAGAACAUAGGGCUCAGCGAAGCGAUAAUCAAGUUUACAGAAUCUUUCAACCCUGGGCAGCCAUGUGACUAUUGCCAUACGCAUAAAACACGUCAGAUAUACUAUCAGCCGGAGCCUAAUUUCUGGAUGGUAAUGAUCGUCGGUGUGCCGUAUAUCUAUAAGGAAAGGGACGGUAAUAAGUAUCAGAAUGACGAAGUAUCCAGCAGUGUUUGCCAAGCUAUAUUGAAGCAGACGUAUAUGAUGUUUAGAUUGUUCAUGGGCUCGUUCGAAACCAUCAUUAACGACCCUGAAUGUGGCUCUGUGAUGUUGUUGAGGCUUAAGCUGGAACACUUUUAUUCACGAUAUCUGCUCUCGUUGAAGCUGAAUAACAGCGAUAUACUGGAUGUCUUUCAAGGUCUACAAUUCUUACCUCUUGACAAGAUCACGUUUCUCAAAGUGCAAUGCUUCAUGAAUCUUGUAGAAGCUAUGUUCACACAAGUAAAAUACACAGCAUUCCUCUACAAUGACCAAGUCGUUUGGAGCGGCUUGGAACCUGAAGACAUGCAAGUAGUUUAUAAUUAUUUAGUGAGCACCCUUUUGCCAGCUCAUCUCGAGAAAGAAUUGCAUGGAGGCUCGAUACCUAGAAAUUCUCCCUCGCCAUUCACUUCUUCACACUAUGGAAAAUUUGUCACCGGACCUGCUAGCGUUAAUGAGCCCAGUUUGAUUGGGAAAUCACCGAAAGUCUUUAUCAACUACUCUACCAAACCUGUGUCAUUAUACCUAGUUGUAUAUCGAGCGCUAAGCGCUACAAUAUGUCUCUUCGUCGACAAAAAAACUAGUUUAUUAAUUGAUUUCUUCAAGAGCUUAGACAGUUUUCUGGGACCACAAUUAACCACAUUAGUUAGCUCCGUGGCUGAACAGUGCUCUAAACAUGUAAUAGUCACACCGGAAUCGUGUACCAAGUAUCUAUACUUCAAUAAGUUAAAUUUAGCGUACAAAAGUACGAUACAUUUAGAUAAUAGACGUUGCUCUAACGUGCUCACGACACCUGAAGUAUUGAGGAUCAUUACUGACAUAUACAACGAUAAAAACAGGUACGUACGUUCUCCAACGUUCAUAAAAACGUAUGCGUCAAUGAGAAUCACAUGUUUAGUCAAUUAUUUGACUCUUAGAUUGAAGGAAGCUGGAGAAAUAAUUAUAAAGACCAUAAGCGAUUAUUGGGUCAUCGGCAAGUUGUCCAAUUUGAGAGAAUUUUUUGUUGUCAUACAGCAGAAGAGUGCGAGUAUUAUAGAAAUUGAUGAUGAAGUGAAGAGGCUUUGCGAGAAACAAUUGAAAAGUAUUUUUUUCCAUUGAUGAAUGUGCGACAAAAAAUGGUAACGAAAUUGUAUUAUUAUUGUGUCCUUACUUUUAUCACGAAUCUUUCUUUUAUCCCGAACAACAAUUCUGUCUCGCUGAUCAUCCACAGGCAAUAUACAUAAUAUUAUAUGAAAUAAUUAUAGGAAGCUGUGUAUUUAUACACAUGUGAUAUAAAAUGUGAAUUCUCUCUCUA
Molecule: messenger RNA, 1775 nt
Organism: Wasmannia auropunctata (little fire ant)
Lineage: Eukaryota; Metazoa; Arthropoda; Insecta; Hymenoptera; Formicidae
Gene: Ccz1
Product: vacuolar fusion protein CCZ1 homolog
Exons: 9
Coding region: 119-1579 (486 amino acids)
Biological process (GO): vesicle-mediated transport
Cellular component (GO): intracellular membrane-bounded organelle; Mon1-Ccz1 complex
Source: RefSeq, a predicted model, not a curated record